AUGUAUUCAGAGCAAAGCCAUACUCUGCCAGAAGCAGCCAUCCAAACAUCAGCCCCUCCUCCUCUGUUAGCCUCCAGUACCUUUGUAAACCAGCCUCCCAGUCAGUCCCUGCUGAAUAAUCUACCUGCACAGGCCAUCAACGUCACAAUACCUGCAGAGGAUGAUGAGGACUGGCCCCCUCCUCCCCCUCCUGUAACAGACGAGUUCAUUGAGGAAAGUCGGCCACUGCCCCCAGAGAAGUUAGUGUCUGAACUUACAGAGCUGCUGAGGGAUAUGAGAACAUCAUCACAAGAGCAGCCAAGGUACAUUUCACCUCAUCACCCCCCUCAAGCGCGGACACCCGAGUACUGCACUCCCUUCACUCCACCCAGAUCAGAAAUCGGCAUGGGUCAAAGCAAACAGAAGAUUCUGGCGCUGUGGACGCUCACACCAGUCUGCCCAAUGUCGCUUGAAGGUCGCAUGCCCAAAGUGUAA
Messenger RNA from Knipowitschia caucasica, 474 nucleotides. Lineage: Eukaryota; Metazoa; Chordata; Actinopteri; Gobiiformes; Gobiidae. The record is from the annotation of a GenBank genome assembly.